GUUUUGGGGCUCCCUCGCGCGGCCUUCAACGCCGAGUAGUCUGUGAUGAGGGAGCGCGCGAACCCCGGUGCAACUACAACGGCUGUGUAACGGCUUAGGGAGUCGUCGUCGUACAGUGCUGCAGGGUGUCUGUAGCACAGCAGCAGCACCUCGCGCUGUCACCUUGCGCUAUCGUGGGCGGAUAUUCUAUGAUCGACUUCGGGCCCGGCCCUGUCGCCCUUUCAUAUGCUGCACUUACCAGCGUGUUGAACUAUGGUCGAACCCAUCCCCAUGGCAUGGUGGUGGGGAAGCGGCGACUGGCCAGGGUUUGUCAGUAGCCAUGCUCUGUCCACUGCUGCAACAGGGCCGCCGCCGUCAUCUUCGUGCUCCCUCAAACAAGCGCAGUAGUAACAACAGCAGCACCGCAAUGAUGAUGACGCACUGGCCUUAUUGAACCAAUAAUGUGCGGAUUAAAGCAGUUUGUUUUUUGUUUUGGUCGCACUACUUGCUCUCACCGAACGUGCUUGCCAUGCAUGGCGCAAGGGUCAACGUGGAACUUUGCGUAUUGGAGGUGGAUGCUGUAAUAGGCAAUGCGUCAAGAGAACAUUUAGUUGAUACAGCCUUCAAAUUCCUGAAAAAUCCACGAGUGGCUGGAAGUCCUCCAAAUAUACAGAGGGCGUUCCUACGCAAGAAAGGUCUGACAGACGUGGAGAUAGAGGAUGUGUUUCUGCGGGCUGGGGUGCAUAGAGGAACCAGCCUCGCUCAUGCGCAACAUUUGGCCCAGUCUCCUGCAGGACCACCAGCAUCACGGCACUCUUGGCGCUGGAGGGACGUAGGCGCUCUGUCAGCUGUCAUUGCAGCUAUCGGCUUCGGCAUCAACCGGCUGUACAAGUGGCUGGCGGCUGUUCGUGCUGCAGAAGCCCAACGUCUCACUGAUGUGGAAUCCACUGUCUCUGCAAUGGCCGCUUCACUCACCCACGCUGUGACACAACUACAGACAAGUGUCGCAGGGACCCACGAGCUUUUGUCACGUCAACAAAAACAGUUGGAGCGGCUGACAGAUGACACCGCUGUAUCCAAGGCCAGUGGUCCAUUGCUUGCAGAUCUUCGAACAGAAAUAGCUUCUAUUAAAGGUCUCAUGCUGGGGAGAAAGCAGUUCCCGUGUCCCCCGAAUUCAGCAGCCAUUCUGCCGAGCUGGCAGCUGGCAUUGAAGCCAUCUACUUCGACUGGAACAACAAUUUCUUCAACAAUGACAUCUCAGGACGUCAACGCUGCAACAAAUAAAGAGCAACAACUGCAGCCAAGGGAAAACACCGACACUCUUACUGGAAGCAGUGAAAAUGUCAGCAGCAGCGAUAUUUCACCCAUAAGUCAUGAAUCAGCAUCACCAGGUCUUGAUUCCGAAGUCCAUACCCUGAAGGCAGAGGGUAAAGUUAAUUCUCUCCAAAGUUUAACACAAAACGGUGAAGUGGGUGAUGGCUUCAUCCAUCAGCAUCAGGACGAGGAUGAAGACGUCAUCACUGAAGUUUGUGUUCUCACGAAGGUGGAAGCUCAAGGAGAAAAUGAGGUGGACUGAGAAAUGUAAAUUUGGUAUCAACUCAUUUUCACUGAUGCACAUUUAAAAUUUUCGGGCAAAAUUAUGUACAAACGUUUGCUACUGUAUUCACGCAUACAUUCAGACAGGUAUGUUAUUUUUAUUCUCUACAACGGUUAAUUUAAUUAACGGGGCGGUUUUCACAGCCAAAGUAAUGAUUCAUGAUAUGUUUCUGUGUUUGUCCACAAUGAUGAUUUGGCCAAAUUUGUGCUUUUUAAGAGCCUCUACUAUCCGACACAGCCAAGAGAUGUACGCGCCAAUUGUUUCACCGCACCUGUGAGUUUAAUUAAAAUGAUCACAACCAAAUUUAGCAAGAGAUGUUCCCAUUGAAAUCGAAGUUAUUUUUUAUUGAAUGGAAGGAACUAAACUAAAAUUAGAUAUUAUAAAAUACAUAGCAAUUUAACGGCAACAUGAAAAUUUGAAGUUAAAGUUUUGAGAAAAUGUAAAAUGUAAUCCGAAGCACAACCUCAAUUGGAAGUACUGAAAGUAAUUUCUCACCUUGUCAUGAGUUUUAUUUGAGUAUGGAUCACGAAGCUGAAAACUUCCCAUGAUAAUCAUUAAUCACAUUUGUAUAAUUUCACAAUUACUUGUAAGAUCAAUUCAACAAAUAAACAUAAAUCUAAAAAUGU
Molecule: messenger RNA, 2202 nt
Organism: Petromyzon marinus (sea lamprey)
Lineage: Eukaryota; Metazoa; Chordata; Hyperoartia; Petromyzontiformes; Petromyzontidae
Product: peroxisomal membrane protein PEX14-like
Biological process (GO): protein import into peroxisome matrix, docking
Cellular component (GO): peroxisomal importomer complex; peroxisomal membrane
Molecular function (GO): signaling receptor binding
Source: RefSeq, a predicted model, not a curated record